Molecule: messenger RNA, 1578 nt
Organism: Mytilus trossulus (common blue mussel)
Lineage: Eukaryota; Metazoa; Mollusca; Bivalvia; Mytilida; Mytilidae
Product: L-proline trans-4-hydroxylase-like
Exons: 9
Coding region: 86-970 (294 amino acids)
Source: RefSeq, a predicted model, not a curated record
UGAUAUUCAUUGAGUAAUUUCCUAACAAAGAUUUUUUUCUAUUUUUCUAUUUGAUUGUGCAUCAAUUUACAACAGCUCAGUUACCAUGGUUACAACUAUGACUUCUUGUGAGUAUAGUUGUUCUUCUAGUGGAUUUGUUUUUGACGAAGGAAUGAAAAAAGACUUCUUGGAAUCUGGAUAUAUCAUGAUAAGGAAUCUUCUAGACGAGGAAGAGGUCGGAAAAAUAAGAACAUCUUUAGAAACCAGCGAGGAUCUCCAGAACAAUGCAUUCGGGGUAGCCGAUGAAAACAGAAAAGCAAGCAAACUUGUUAUAUGGAAACAUCCCGGUAAUGAUGUGACGGGAAUGUUAGGGCGAUGUGAAAAGGUGGUCUCCACAUGUGAAAAGCUUUUAGGUGGCGAAGUAUACCACUAUCAUACUAAAUUGAUGAUGAAAGAACCUCUCACUGGCGGAAGUUUUAUAUGGCAUCAGGACUAUGGAUACUGGUAUCAUAAUGGAUUUCUGACUCCUGAUAUGAUGACUGUGUUUAUUGCAGUAGAUAAAUGUAUUAAAGAAAAUGGCUGUCUAGAAAUUAUAAGAGGAUCACACAAAUGCGGCAGAAUUGAACACAAAAAAGUCGGAGGUCAAACUGGUGCUGAUAUAGAGAGAGUGGAGCUUAUUAAAAAGAAUUUUCCUGUUGAAUAUGUUGAAAUGAAUCCAGGUGAUGCUUUAUUUUUCCACUCUAAUUUGUUACAUGCCAGUAAUGCUAACAACAGUGAUCUCCGUCGUUGGACAUUACUUUCGUGUUACUGUAAAGCCAGUAAUGACACAGUAACUCCUCACUGCCUACCAAGUUAUACACCACUGAGAAAGGUACCAGAUUCAGCUAUUCGUGAAUGUACUAGCUUGGAUUGUUCAGGAAAAGAGUUCAUGGACCCAGAAAAAGAUAUUAACAUUAAAUCUACAUCAGAAGAUAAAAGCAAAGCUAGCUAGUUGAGUGUAAUCUGACAUUUUGAUCCUUAGUUAUGUGUCAUAUACCAAAUAGUGAUUUCGUAUAUAACUUUUUAGAAAAAAUAUUACGUUUUAUUUAUUUUUUCUGUUGAAGGAGAAAUAUUUGGGAGUUUGGAAUCACUGCAUACAUGUUUGUUACAAUUGCUUUAUAGCAUAUCACAUACUUAAGACAAACGUGUUUAAAAGUAAAGUUGAGUGAGCUUUCUUUUCCUUUCUAUUUUAUACAAGGACCUGGUUUUUAUGGCAUUUUACAACCACGGGGCGGUUUAAUUGCAAGUGGACGUUUCAUCUACGAGGUUAUCACCAACCAGGAAGUAAGCCCUUCUGUGAUGAAAUGAAAUAUACUUAAUACGAUCACUCCGAUGAUAUCAAUGCUGGUGGACGGUUUUGCCUUGAGGGAUUCACCAGCCAAUUAAGUUUUUCUACCCAAGUACAGUUGGCAUUAGUCCACCUUUCAGCAGUUUUUGUUUUUAGUGGUUUUCAACAUCUUCAUUAAUGUGGUCCCCUUAUUAAAAUCGCGCGCCACCGUUGAGUCUUGUGAUGACAUAACACGCUUCUGACGUACACAACUAUUAGCCUGGAGUCUUAUA